This is a messenger RNA of Hirsutella rhossiliensis, 1878 nucleotides long. RefSeq names its product DDE superfamily endonuclease domain-containing protein. NCBI's taxonomy places the organism in Eukaryota, Fungi, Ascomycota, Sordariomycetes, Hypocreales, Ophiocordycipitaceae. Bases 1 to 1878 code for a protein of 625 amino acids. The record is from RefSeq and is a predicted model, not a curated record. Gene Ontology annotation, cellular component: nucleus. The transcript has 5 exons. Gene Ontology annotation, molecular function: DNA binding.
AUGGCAGCUUCUGCUGCAUUACGCGUACCCUACUAUCGGUUACGGUCUCGUAUUCAAGGCAAUCAUCCAAAGGCUACCAAUGGAGGCAACCGUACACUUCUUUCACCGGAAGAAGAGAAGGAGGUACUAUGCUGGGCGCAUCGCCGCAUCACACAAGGCCACCACAUCCAGCAACGCUCCUUACAACAACAUGCCAACGCGAUACUCAAAGCUACGGGCCGAGGUAAUACUACAGCUAGUGGGUCAUGGGCUCGACGAUUUAUAAAACGCUACAAACAAUAUUUCCAUCGUCGAAAGGCAGCUUCUGAGACGCAAAGCGUAAAGUCAUGCAAGACCGUGAAGUCCUCUCUCGAUUCUACCAAGACUGGAAUAGGCUUUAUGGUGGGACUCUCGGGAUACGGUCUCGAUUACUGCUAUAGAGUCAAUCUCCGCGACCGGCAGCAGUAUCCUCCUUUCCUCAUCCUUCCAGGGCACAGAUCCCGCCCAAAGGGCUACGUCAACGAUAUCCUUGCCCUCGAAUUCAUCGACCACUUCGAGCGUCACACCCGGCCCCAAGUCCCCGAAGAGGAGCGCCUUGUCUUAAUGGACGGCUGCGAGAACCACUUUACAUACGAAUUGGUGCAUUUUUGCUACCAACACAAUAUACAGCUGUUCCCGUUACCGCCUCAUGUGACUAACCUACUCCAGCCGCUUGACGUUGGGGUCUUUGGUCCCUACAAGCACUGGCAUCAACAAGUGCUAUAUCGUGAGAUUGCAAACGGAGCUACUAACUUCAACAAGACCGACUUCCUUUUCCAUCUUCAAGAGAUGCGUAACCGAACCUUUAAGCGGCCUACGAUCCUAUCAGCCUGGGAGAAAUCUGGUCUCUUUCCAUUCAACCCAAGCGUCGUCCUCGACCAGUUGCAAGAUGCGUUAUCCUCAUUAACCGACUCUGUCCGCGAACGAGAACUCCCUGGGUUCGUUGAGGAAGGCACGCCAAUAGAUGACGAUAGUAGUAACGAGGAUGCAUUCGAAAAUAUGCGCUCUACACCACAGACGCCAACUUCUCGAUCGAUCGAAGCGGUUCCAGGCGGUAGAGGGCCAGCAACGCCCGUUACAGUCCAUCGUAUUGACUGGAAGACCCUCAAAACACCACGGCUAAAUCUUCACGACAUCCACAAAUGCCAUGAAUUCAUCAGACUACGAAUAGACCUCUCUAUUGCAUCAGGUACGCCUAUUACGCCGUCAGUUGCACACGUACAGGGAAAAGUACGUAAAGCAGCGCACACCCUCGCACUCAAUGGUAUCACCGCCACGGAUGAGAUGAGGCGUCUCAAAGAGAAUCAGCUUAGACGAUCGAAACUAGCAGAAGGGACAUCGAUUGUAGGGAAAUUCGGGCCAUUAACCGUCCACGAUUCGAGACUACGUGUCGCAAAAGACGAAUACAACCGACUGGCUGCACAGGCUGACGAGGCACGAAGGCGGCUUAAAAAGGAAGUCCGUGAAGAGGCUGCUAUCUCGAAGUCAUCAAACAAGCAGCUACGGCUCCUUGGCCGCGACAAACGAGGUCUUCGAAGCUACAUGGAUAGUAUCGAGUCGAUAUGUUACCAAUACGCCGCUUUCCGUGCCCUUGGCGAUCCAGAUCGAUCGACUGACUGUCCUUUCGCUUGGAUAUGGUACAAUGACAUUACGUACACUCGAAGCAGCGUUCUUACUUGGCCCAAAGACUACGAUCGCGAGGUCGUACAGAAAGCCGUUGAAUUGGUUAUCUUAGAGACCCAAGAGAGGUCUACAGCACGAAGGGCGCUUACGUUUGAAGUUGACGGAAUUGAGAUUACUGAAGAGAUCGUUAUUGACGGGCUAACCGAGGAAUUUGAAGCUAUUAUAAAGGAGGAAUAG